Molecule: messenger RNA, 1275 nt
Organism: Tachysurus vachellii
Lineage: Eukaryota; Metazoa; Chordata; Actinopteri; Siluriformes; Bagridae
Exons: 1
Coding region: 1-1182 (393 amino acids)
Source: RefSeq, a predicted model, not a curated record
AUGGAUUUGCAAAUUGCAAAGAAAACUCAAAGCCUCACCACACCUGAGGAGAUGAGGAACCAAACCAAGCUUGUGAUGCAGCCGUAUGCCUGGGAGGAGUAUCUGACUCCUGCUCCUUUCCCUAUAGUCAUCCUGGGAGAGCUGUGGUUCAAAUCCUGCAAUUUAGAUUCAGAUUUCUCCAUAAACAAGAACCCACCUAAAGAUGGCUACAAGUAUAUCAAAUACCCAGAGUCAUUUCGUGCCUGCCUCAUGCAGGUGUGUAACUUCAGUUGUUGGGUUUUCAAUGAGGCCCAUAAGAACAUGGAUGAGAUUAAGCUCCACACCAUGGAAGUUCCUGAUUACAUGAAGACAGCUGUAAAGAUCCUGUUCGAAGGCAAUGAUGUGGUUAUUGAAGCUCAGCUCCCUAAACAGCUGGCUAAGAUUCAUGAAGUUGCACAAGACUGUGUUCUGCUGGCCGAUUCAACAGAGACACAGGUCAUUGAUGCCAUCAACAUUAUACAAGAACUGCUGGAAGAAUCUGUAAAUGCUGUGUUUUUUUACAGCGAGAAGCUGGAUGAAAUCAAGAGGCAGCUGACUCCAAAACCACCAACGAUGUAUGUAGAAUUUAGCACCAUUUGUCAAAUGUUGGAUAAGGGUAUGGAUGCCAUGCUGAGAGUGAAGGCGCAGUGGGAGAAGAUACGGUGCUUUUUUAAGAUGGUGUCCAACAUUGUGAAACUUCACCUGAAACAAACCCUUAAAGAUUUUGUAUCCACAUCUGAGAAGACACAGACACUUUCCUACAACGCAAAGCUCUUCUCCAAAGAUCUGCUCUACAAUCAAGCCUUUCAAGCCACUAAUAUCGCCAACCUUGUCAACAUGAUCUCUACAACCUACACUGAGGUGUCCACCAAGUACCUCAUGGAUCGUGUCAGCUCUCUGAGAAAACUGAUGGUCAUGGACAAGGAAAAGGCAGAGUUUCAGUCUGAAGUUCAGCAUUUAAGGAACUCCUGUGAUGAGGCUCAGAAAGCCAUCUUUUAUUUUGUCCUCAAGAACAAGAAGGAGUUUGAAGAGAAGUGUCUUGCAAGACAGAAUAAGAUUGAUAAAGAGUUACUCGCCAUUCUCUCUGCUGCUGAAGAGAUAAAGAGCAUUCAAGCAGCUGUUCAAAGUGGAUUCACAGAAGAAGAUGAAGCAGCCUACGCCUGAGUGAAUAAACAAAAGUUCUUCUCUACAAUUAUAUCCAAUAAAGCUCCUAAAGUAUAAAACAAAUGCCUUACACUGUAAUUAGCACAGUGAUCG